Messenger RNA from Pisolithus orientalis, 1288 nucleotides. RefSeq lists its product as uncharacterized. The coding region runs from base 365 to 1162 and encodes 265 amino acids. The record is from RefSeq and is a predicted model, not a curated record. Lineage: Eukaryota; Fungi; Basidiomycota; Agaricomycetes; Boletales; Pisolithaceae. The transcript has 5 exons.
GGCUGAGCCGAGUCGAAACUUCGAAAUCAAGGGUGCUCAGAGGGCAUGGUCUAUCUUAGGGAAAACAAAACCAGCGUCUGGAAGGUUCCUUGGCAACGGUGAUCACUUUCCGAGGGAGUAAAAAUGGAAAGUACCACUAGUGGUUGGAACGUUGGCCGACCAGCAGUUGGCGCUGAGUGGGUAUCAAUCAUCCAGGCCCGUUCUUCGGGAUGUACCGCGCGACUUUAUGCCAACUAUAAUAUUCUCGGUGCCUGCUGGAGUCUUUUAAUACCGGACUACUGUGCCACAGCACACACCUCUGCUUCCUGGCCCUUCCCUCUUUCUUAGUUCCGAACUUUUGUUCUUCCCUUUCAAUUUAUCCCCGAUGUCCGACGACAUGCCACUUCCCCCUCUAAACAUUCGCGAGUUUGCUAUAGAUAUAGCACAUCGUUUGUCGUCAUUACGGGAUUUCUUAGAGGCGGCGGAGCAUCUUAUGAAACAUAACAAUUUAUUCACUGACGCCGUCGUCAAACACCACGGUAGGAAGUUACUUGCCAUAGUCGAGGUGGCACGGAUGACUCUCACUCAAGUCGGCCUCAAGCUUCACCUAUUUACGUCGUGCUCAGCCGAGUAUCAGCCAUUCAAAUCUGCUUAUUUUAAAAUGCUUGUCCUUCUGCGACAACAUCGGGAGGAGUUCCCGGCCGAACUUUUAGAACGAGUAGAUAGACUGCUUCUGCCGCUCACCACCCGCUUGGUCAUUUGUCACAACAGCGAUCCCUAUGCACAACUUGGCAUAGCGGAGUCAAUGAGGAACUUCGCCACUGCUCAGGCGAAGCGCACUGCACCUGUGCUACAAACGCCAACCGAUCAGCACAGGCGUACGCCACCGUGGCCAAUCAAUAAUAUUGCCGCAUCGAUGCCUCCACCGGAUGCUUUCCCUUCGAAACCCUCCCCUCACGAAGAAAAGCACUGCCGGCAAUCAAAGAAGAAGACUCGAUUGAAUUCUGGUCACUCUCGACCUGUCCACCGACAGCAUCCUUCCCACCCGCCUCCCGACCCUGACCCAUCCGGCGGUGAUGAUGCAACGAGUACGCCUAGAGUUUUCACACGCACCCCUCGACACUUUGGAAUUUUUUGCACCGGAAAACCUCAGUCCCAACAAUCUUGGAAACGCACAUGCUGAACGUCCCCAUGUCUCAAUCACAAUCAUCUACCCCAUCUGUCUCUCUGGCUCUCGUUGUUACUUACAUUUUAUUUGGAUCUCUCUAAAGCAAAGGGGGACGUCUAGUUGCUGUACGAAUGGGAGAAU